GUGGCGGCGUUCGGAAGAGAGCCGAGAGGUGGGAGCGGGGGUGCACGUGUCGCGUGUGGGCACACCGUGAGGGCAGCGUUGUUCGGCAGAGCGUCGGAUACUCGAACGGAGGUGAGGCGGCCGGCGCUGGCGGCUGGCGGCUGACGCCCGGGCCGACACGCUCGGCUGGCGCCGCCCGUCCGCUGCAGCCGACACAACGGAGCCGCGAGUCAAGGACCGGCCGGUCGUGGACCCGCCGCGGCCCGGCCGGCGCGCCCGGCGCACUCCGACACUCACCGAGCCGACGGCGUGACGGUCCCCGUGGCGGCCGUCGUGACUGCCCCCGUGACGGCGACUGAGCGCUCCAGUGACGGCGAGGGCAGCGUCUGUCGGCGGCAGUGAGCUGCCCCGGCAGCACACGGCAGUAGCAGUGAGCUGCACCGGCAGCAAGGAACAGUAGCAGCGACCUACACCGGUAGCAAGAACAGAGCAGCGACCUACACCGGUAGCAAGAACAGAGCAGCGACCUACACCGGUAGCAAGAACAGAGCAGCGAGCUACACCGGUAGCAAGGAACAGUAGCAGCGAGCUACACCGGCAGCAAGGAACAGUAGCAGUGACCUACACCGGCAGCAAGGAACAGCGUCUAGCGCGGUCUCAGCUAGUGACGCGUUUGUUGCGGUGGGACCAAGCGUGGCAGCGAGUCACGGUGCCGGCGAGUGAGCUGCAGUGCCUACUACGGUGACGGCUAACGGCAGUGUUCACUCGAGUGGGUGCUGUUCCGGUGGAGGCGAGUGACAUUGUUCACUCGAGUGAGCAUUGUUACGGUGACAGCCAUUGCCAGUGUCUGACGGGCAGUCAGUGGCAGUGUCAGUGUCCGUUACGGUGACAGCCAGUGGCAGUGUGACAGCGGACGCCAGUGUCAGUGUCCGUUUCGGCGGAGGCAGAUUCAGCCGGUCGUGGCCAGCCGCGCUGCCCUCAUAGACGAGGCGUCCGUCACCGUCAGUUCGCCUCGGAGUCUCCCUCGCCGCCGGCACCAUGCUGGCCGCCAUCCGAGGACGCAAGAGCGAGUCUCCCACGCGCUUCAGCGAGAUCAGCCUGCGGCGCUACAGGAAGAACGCCCGGGUGAAGCGGAGCUCUGCGGCGGCCAUGUCGGCAGAUGAGGAGGCUGUCGUCGGCCACCGCACCUGGUCUCGGAGCACGCUGUCACUGAGCGGCGCCGGCUCCGGAAAAUCUGAACAGCCGCCGGCGCUCUCACAUCUGGCCACCGUGGAAGCCAAGAUGGCUGGUAUCGAGAGCUCGCUGUCCACCACGACCGGCACGAGCCGUCGCCGGAAGGAGACGGCGUCGGUACCGGUACCGGUACCGGUACCGGCCGCCGCCGGGCCGCGCGACCUGCUCCGUGAGCUGGAGCUGCUGCACACCACGCUCCGUGAGAGGGACCAGACCAUCCUGAGGUUGCGCAGCCAGAUCGAGUCAGCCCAGCAGAGUGACAGUGACGCCGAGCGGGCGGCCCGGGAGCGCGAGCGGCGCGCGCUCACUGAGCGCCUCUCGCGGCUGCAGACACAGACGGACACCAGCCGCGCGCGCGCCAAAAACCUCCGACUCGCCCUGGAGAAACUCGAGGCCUCAGAGAACAUCGACGCGUGCAUUCGACAAGCAGAGCUCGAGUACGAGCUGGAGCGAGAGGAGCUGCACAUCCUGGACCUGCAGGCAGAGCAGAUGACACUGCGCGCCAAGAUGGAGGACGCCGAGGGUCGCGGCGGCGGCGGCGGCGGGCCGGCAGCCGCCGACCGGCUCUCGCUGACCAGCUGCCUGCCGACCAGUGCCGAGACGUCGCUGCACCUGGUGACGCUGCAGUGGGAGCCGCGCUCGCCCAGCUUCACCGUCAGCACCCACCUGUCGGGCCGCGGCGUGCUCAUCGAGUGGGCCAUGGACAGCACCGGACUGCGCAAGGGCGAUCGGGUGCUGGAGCUGAACGGUGAGCACGUGUUCGGCCACCGCAAGGAGGCGCUGCUGGCGCUGGCGGCGGCCGCGGCCGCGGCGCCGCUGCGUCUGCUGGUGGUCCGCUGCCAGCCGCCCAGUGUGGCGGCGCGCCGCGGCGCCGGCAGGGAGCUGGCCGCCCUCCGAGAGGAGCUGGCCCUGCUCGCCGGCCGGCUCGAACAGAAGACGCUCGAAAACAAGGCGCUGCACGCCGAGAAGGAGCGCUGCGUGCGCGACAGCGAGGCGUACCGCACCGAAAACGUGCGGCUCAGCCACCGGAUCGGCUACCUGGACGAGCAGGUGCAGGAGAUGCAGGCCGACCUGGACAAAAUCAAAGGCGUCACCGACGAGAGCCUGCGCCGCACCAAGAAGGACGUGCAGGUGUUCACCAAGGGCCCACACACGGCCACCAUCCCAGUGAACGUGGCCGGCCGGACGGACGGCCCGCCGGCUACCCCCACCUCUGCCGCCGAGUCGGAGCCGGAGCCGCCGGCCGGCCACCGGCCCAUCUACCAGAACAUCCGGCCCAAGAUCAAGCAGAAGCCGCGCAACAUACUGCAGCGGCUGCAGCAGCUGGGCGCGCCGCCGGCCGCCGCCGACUCGGACACGGGCAGCGCCUUCAGCGUCAGCACGCUGGACGGCAAGCCGCGGCCGCCCAAGAAGCCGGCGCGCCUGAGCCUGCAGCGCGCCACCAGCGUGCAGUCGGUGCGCUCGGCAGACGACACGCUGUGCGCGGGUCGGCGCGCCGCCGCCGCCGCCGCCUCCGACACGGUGCAGACGUGGCCGUCCGUGGAGCGCAGUCUGGACCAGGUGCGCCAGCGCGCCGCAGCCGCCGACCUGGCGAGCCUGCGGCGACUGGUGCGCCGGCACCGGCCGUCGGCCGAGCGGCUCUGACCCCCCGCCCCGCCCCGCGUCGUGCCCCGCCGACCGAGCGGCACUGACCCCCCGCCCCGCGCCGUGCCCCGCCGGCCGGGCGGCUCUGACCCCCCGCCGGAACCGGCCUGAGGCGGCGUCCCGACCGUCCAUUGCGACUCCGUCCAGUGUAGCACGUGAGGCUAGACUCGUUACUGCACCGCCUAGCAGACACUCUACAUAUAUCGCGUCCAAUCAGUGCCAGUGUCAUAGGGUUGUAUAUCGUUUUCGAACACGUGUUCCCAAAGAAUAUAUUUAUAAGAUAUUCUA
Amphibalanus amphitrite is the source of this 3144-nucleotide messenger RNA. RefSeq lists its product as uncharacterized. Gene Ontology annotation, molecular function: protein binding. The record is from RefSeq and is a predicted model, not a curated record. Lineage: Eukaryota; Metazoa; Arthropoda; Thecostraca; Balanomorpha; Balanidae. The transcript has 9 exons. Bases 1018 to 2856 code for a protein of 612 amino acids.